AUUUGUGACGUUCAGUUUCGCUUCGAUUGCUGGAUUUAACGGCGAAUAAGAACACGAAAUGUAUAGAUUGGUUUUCUAGAAUAUUGAAAAAGUAGAAUUUCUCUCACAAAUCUCUUCGAUUUUCCAAAUUUAUUUCUUUCCAUUUCGUGUUUGUUCUUCCCCUUUUAGUAUAACAAACCCUAAUUGGGUUUCUAGAUUGCUGGAUUUAACAAGUCCGUGAAAUCAAAUUUCGAAUUCAAAAAAUUCGUUCUUUUAAUUUCUAAAAACCGAAACUUUCCGAUUUCAAAUUAAAAAAAAAAAACAGAGAGCUUUCUUCAAUGGUGGUAGCAACGACAAUAGCGCUCUACGCGAGUCCACCGAGCACCGUAUGCUCCACGCCGCACCAGAUCACCGCCUCCUGCGACCUCGAUCUCAAUCCCAGAUCCUCAUCUUCAUCAUCUUCCACCACAAUCGGUGGUCUCUCUCUGCUCUUCAAAUCAUCGUCUCCCUCCUCAUCCUCCUCUGCUUCACACCCAUCCCUAGGAGAUGAACUACCUUCCAUACGCCACGACCGAACAGAGGAUCAUCGAACCACCUUAAGCAGCUCCUUCUCCUAUUCCCCGACCAAGUUCAUAGCUUCCUCUUACCUCAAACGAGACCACCACCAAAGCCCUGUCUCCGUCCUCCACGGUCCAAUCUCAUCCAACAACAGCUUCACUGGCGGAGGAUCUCUCCGUGUAGGAUCCUCCAGAUUGUUCAAUGGUUUCAUCAGGAAAGCGGUAGACUCGUGCGUUGACUACGAGACGGACUCUGUUCUCGUGGAUGAGCAGCUUCCAUUCGCCAUGGACGAUGAAGGAGAGGAGAGAAGGCAACCAUACGCUAGGAACUUGCUUAGACGCGCUCAGCUGAAACACAAGAUCUUCGAAGAUGAGUCUGUGAUCAAAGCCUUUUACGAAGCGGAGAAAGCUCAUAGAGGACAGAUGAGAGCUAAUGGUGAUCCUUACCUGCAACACUGUGUUGAGACUGCUAUCUUGUUGGCUGAGAUUGGAGCUAAUGCGACCGUUGUUAUAGCUGGGAUUCUACAUGAUACGUUAGACGAUUCGUUUAUGAGUUAUGAUUAUAUUCUCAGAACUUUUGGUUCAGGAGUUGCUGAUCUUGUGGAAGGGGUGUCUAAGCUUAGCCAGUUAAGUAAACUUGCUCGAGAAAACAACACUGCGUGUAAAACCGUGGAAGCAGAUCGUCUCCACACCAUGUUCCUUGCAAUGGCAGACGCCAGAGCCGUUCUUAUUAAGUUAGCUGAUCGGUUACACAACAUGGUGACACUCUACGCUUUGCCUCCAGAUAAGCAACAAAGGUUUGCUAAAGAGACGCUGGAGAUAUUUGCACCUUUGGCUAAUCGGUUAGGUAUCUCCAGCUGGAAAGUUGAGCUUGAGAAUCUCUGUUUCAAGCAUCUUCAUCCUGACCAGCACCAGGAGAUGUCAGCUAUGCUCGAGGAUUCGUUCGACGAGGCUAUGAUCACUUUGGCGAUUGAGAAAAUGGAGCAAGCGCUUAAGAAGGAAGGCAUUUCUUAUCAUGUUGUCUCUGGACGGCACAAGAGCUUGUAUAGUAUCUAUUGCAAGAUGUUGAAGAAAAAGCUAAGCAUGGAUGAGAUUCAUGACAUUCAUGGGCUACGUUUGAUUGUUGACAAUGAGAAAGACUGUUACAAGGCCUUGGGAGUAGUUCACAAGCUUUGGUCUGAAGUUCCUGGAAAGCUGAAAGAUUACAUCACUCAUCCCAAGUUCAACGGGUACAAGUCUUUGCAUACCGUAGUGAUGGGCGAUGGAACCAUUCCUCUAGAAGUUCAAAUACGGACCAAAGAGAUGCACUUGCAAGCUGAGUUUGGGUUUGCAGCUCACUGGAGGUACAAGGAAGGCGAUUGCAAACACUCAUCGUUUGUGCUUCAGAUGGUUGAGUGGGCAAGAUGGGUUGUGACUUGGCAUUGCGAGACCAUGAGCAAAGAUAUCUGCUCUUCCGAGCCAAUGUGCAGUUUCCCUUCUCACGCUGAAGACUGUCCGUUUUCUUAUAAGCCUAAUGGUAACCAAGAAGGACCGGUCUAUGUCAUUGUAAUCGAAAACGACAAGAUGACUGUGCAAGAGUUUGCCGCGAGUUCCACGGUCUCGGACCUGUUGAGCAGAGCAGGACCAGGGAGCUCGAGAUGGUCGAUGUACAGCAUCCCGGAAAAGGAAGAGCUGAGGCCAAGGCUAAACCAGGUACCUGUGAGUGAUUUGAAAUGCAAGCUGAAGAUGGGAGAUGUGGUGGAGCUUACUCCAGCCAUACCUGAUGAGUCUCUGACUGAGUACAGAGAGGAGAUUCAGCGGAUGUAUGAUCGAGGGCUCGCCUUUUCUCGUCCUCGCCGUGCAGCUGCUGGCACAAUGGUUGGCUGGGGAAGCUAAUAGAUUCUUAGUCAAAAAAACAGGAUCCUUGUUCAUGUAUGUAUGUAUAUAAGUUGUUAUAUACAGGUGUAAUGCUUCAGAAAGAUUUGUUGUACCUUUUUAUCUUCUUGAUUUCAAGUAAACAAUGUAUAUAAUAUAUGCAUAUAUAGGCUACAAAAGUUACUGGCUCUGGUCAUUUAGGCCAUGGUUCACUA
This is a messenger RNA of Brassica napus (rape), 2605 nucleotides long. RefSeq names its product probable GTP diphosphokinase RSH3, chloroplastic. Gene Ontology annotation, cellular component: chloroplast. Bases 318 to 2411 code for a protein of 697 amino acids. Gene Ontology annotation, biological process: guanosine tetraphosphate metabolic process. The transcript is spliced from 6 exons. NCBI's taxonomy places the organism in Eukaryota, Viridiplantae, Streptophyta, Magnoliopsida, Brassicales, Brassicaceae. The record is from RefSeq and is a predicted model, not a curated record.